CAGCAUACCUGCACAAUCAUUCUCGUGACAUAAGAAGGGCGUGGCCUUGGGGUCGGGUCGUUGCGAGGAGGUCCUUUACUUCUCUUCAAUUGAACUGCUCUCAUCUACAGUAGUAACUUGAUCAAUUUCAUUGUUCAAUAUGUCUGACUCUCAGUAUACUCUCUACUCUUACUUCAGGUCCUCCUGCUCAGCGCGUAUUCGCAUCGCUCUCAAUGCAAAAGGAAUUCCAUACGAACUAGCAUUUGUCAAUCUUCUAAAGAACGAGCAUCUCUCCGAUUCUCACAAAACCCUCAACCCAUCAGCAUCCGUCCCCGUUCUCAUCUCAAAUGCCUCCAAAGACAAACCCUUCCGCAUCGGCCAAUCCGUCGCAGCCCUCGAAUAUCUCGAAGAAAAACACCCUUCCCAUGCCCUCCUACCCUCCAACCCUGAAGCACGCGCAAUAGUGCGAACCCUCGUCAACAUCAUCUGCGCCGAUAUCCAGCCCGUUACAAAUUUGCGCAUCAUGCGUCGUGUCAGAGAGCUCGGCGGGAAUGCAGAAGAGUGGAAUAAGCAGCUCAUGAGUGAUGGACUUAAGGCUUAUGAGGAGGUCGUGAAGGAUUCGGCGGGGAAGUGUAGCGUUGGUGAUGAGUUGACGUUGGCGGACGCUUGUCUUAUGCCUGCUAUGUGGAAUGCAGAGAGGUUUGGGGUUGAUUUGACGCUGUUUCCGACGAUUGGGAAGAUUGUGGAGGGGUUGAAGGAUCAUCCUGCUGUUGUGAAGGCGCAUUGGCAGAAUCAGCCUGAUACGCCUGACAAUCUCAAGGCUUGAUAGAUACAGAACUGAUAUGCAAAGUCUGGAUAGCCCUACGGCAGGUUAAAACGAAAGUUCCGGGUUCUUCAGAAAGGUCUACAUGACUACUUGCUGGCCAUAAGGUUAAACUUGACUCUGCUAACACGAGUACUUGGGACACGAUACUUCAAAAGAGUAGAUAUACAAGGAACUAUACGCUGCCGUGAUCUGGCAUGCUAAGCUAUGGGUAGAAUGUACACAAAGAUGGCAAACAAAUUGAUGCAAGUAAAGUCUAUUUAGCUUUUCAUACUACCUAUACGUUUCCCCGGACUUGCUUCACUUGAACAGUGGAAGAGGCUCAAGGAUUUGCC
Fusarium odoratissimum NRRL 54006 is the source of this 1137-nucleotide messenger RNA. RefSeq names its product maleylacetoacetate isomerase. Bases 140 to 805 code for a protein of 221 amino acids. The record is from RefSeq and is a predicted model, not a curated record. Lineage: Eukaryota; Fungi; Ascomycota; Sordariomycetes; Hypocreales; Nectriaceae. The transcript has a single exon. Gene Ontology annotation, molecular function: maleylacetoacetate isomerase activity; glutathione transferase activity. Gene Ontology annotation, cellular component: cytoplasm; mitochondrion. Gene Ontology annotation, biological process: L-phenylalanine catabolic process; glutathione metabolic process.